AUGACAUCAUCCAUCAACUCAUCAACAGCCUCUUUACCGAGGCCCAAAACACCGAGCUCGGACCUGGACAAGGGUCUGAAGGCAUGGGCCAGCCAGGUCCUUGCCAAGAGGAGGAGGAACCUCUUGAUGAAAAGGAGGUCGAGCACGGCCAGCAGUGGGGAGACGAGCUCGAUGAAGAGCACUGACAAGUGGGGCCCUGCACCAAGAAUCCGGAAACCAAGGAAAUGGCUCCCAGGAACCGAGUGGGAUGAAAAUCCCGAAGACGACCCCUACACCCCAGAUCGCUGGGACGAACCCAUCAACGAUCAGGAUCGAAGUACCGAUCCUCGAUCAACAGUCACCGAAGGAGGCAGUGCUGAGGGACGAAAAUGGGCCCCCAGCACCAAGUGGAAUGAGGAUCCCAAAGACGACCCUUAUGAGGUCGACCAAUGGGACGACACCUCCGACGAGGGAGAAAGCGGUCCAGAUGGACCCUAUAUCAGACUUCUUCAAUGA
This is a messenger RNA of Guyanagaster necrorhizus, 495 nucleotides long. RefSeq lists its product as uncharacterized. The transcript is spliced from 4 exons. NCBI's taxonomy places the organism in Eukaryota, Fungi, Basidiomycota, Agaricomycetes, Agaricales, Physalacriaceae. The coding region runs from base 1 to 495 and encodes 164 amino acids. The record is from RefSeq and is a predicted model, not a curated record.